AUGUCGUACGCUUACCUGUUCAAGUACAUCGUUGUCGGCGACACAGGCGUUGGAAAAUCAUGUCUCAUGUUACAGUUUACUGACAAGCGGUUUCAACCUGUGCACGACUUGACCAUAGGUGUCGAAUUUGGGAGUCGGAUGGUUACCAUUGACAACAGAAAAAUAAAGCUCCAUAUCUGGGACACGGCAGGUCAGGAAGCUUUCAGGUCAAUCACCCGAUCCUACUACAGAGGUGCUGCUGCUGCCCUUCUGGUUUAUGACAUCACUAGGAGGGAGACCUUCAGCCACCUCACGAGCUGGCUAGAAGAAAUGAGGCAACUGGCUGAUGGCAACAACAACAUCACCAUAGUUCUGGUCGGCAACAAGUUGGAUUUGGAGCAGAGGCGAGCCGUUAGCACCGAGGAAGGCGAGCAGUUUGCCAAGGAGAACGGCCUCGCCUUCAUAGAAACCUCUGCAAGAACUCGGCACAACGUGGAUGAGGCGUUCGUCAAAACUGCGUCGGCAGUGUACCACAAAAUUCAGGAAGAUGCCAUCGAUAUGUCGAAGUGUACUGGUGCCAAGGUUGGAGAUGUAUUACUCCUUCAUGGUGACACGCUGUCAUCUCAAGCAGCCAGCUGCUGCAGCAGCUGA
Molecule: messenger RNA, 630 nt
Organism: Brachypodium distachyon (stiff brome)
Lineage: Eukaryota; Viridiplantae; Streptophyta; Magnoliopsida; Poales; Poaceae
Product: ras-related protein Rab-2-A
Exons: 6
Coding region: 1-630 (209 amino acids)
Biological process (GO): regulation of endocytosis
Cellular component (GO): endosome
Molecular function (GO): GTPase activity; GTP binding
Source: RefSeq, a predicted model, not a curated record